This is a messenger RNA of Puccinia graminis f. sp. tritici CRL 75-36-700-3, 1493 nucleotides long. RefSeq names its product saccharopepsin. The coding region runs from base 98 to 1390 and encodes 430 amino acids. The transcript has 6 exons. NCBI's taxonomy places the organism in Eukaryota, Fungi, Basidiomycota, Pucciniomycetes, Pucciniales, Pucciniaceae. Gene Ontology annotation, molecular function: aspartic-type endopeptidase activity. Gene Ontology annotation, biological process: proteolysis. The record is from RefSeq and is a predicted model, not a curated record.
UCGCAUCCUCCCUGACAACUUCCUCCCUAUUAUCAACUACCCAUCUGAUUCUCCAUACAGUUACUCUAGCACCCUUCUACCCCACAAAAACCAUAUCAUGAAGUCCACCUCAGCCGUCGUGGCUAUCACGGCCUUAGCAGCCGUAGCCAGUAUCCCAUCGGCUACGGCCGGCAAACACCGAAUGAAACUCCACAAGAUGCCAAUCACCUCCUCGGCUAACUCCCAAACCAUCCUCAACAACCUCCAAUCUCAAACUGCUUGGGUCAGUCAGAAAUACUUCGGAGUCGACGAUACUGCCUCCGAGAAGAAGUUCAGAUACGGCCAUGCCCUCAAACAACCAAAGGAGGGCGACGAUGUCUCGAUCCAAAUGAUCGAAGAGGCCGAGCUUGCCAGUGCUGGGCAUGAAGUCCCCCUUAGCAACUACUUGAACGCCCAGUACUUCUCCGAAAUCAGUCUUGGCACUCCGCCUCAAUCUUUCAAAGUCGUCCUUGACACUGGGUCCUCCAACUUAUGGGUUCCUUCCACCCGUUGCACCUCCAUCGCUUGCUUCCUUCACUCCAAAUACGAUUGCGAGGCCUCUGAAACCUACCAGGCCAAUGGCACCGAGUUCAAAAUCCGAUACGGCUCUGGUAGCUUGGAAGGUGUUAUUAGCAAUGAUGUUUUGACAAUCGGCGACUUGACUGUCCCAGACGUCGACUUUGCUGAAAGUACCAAAGAACCCGGACUUGCCUUUGCCUUCGGCAAGUUUGAUGGAAUCUUCGGUCUCGGUUACGACACCAUUUCUGUCCUCCACACCGUACCACCAUUCUACAAGAUGAUGGAAAAUGGGAUGCUCGACGAUCCUGUCUUCGCAUUCUAUCUCGGCUCAGCUCAGGGCAACAAGGCUGACCCGAACGGUGGCGAAGUCGUCUUCGGUGGGGUCGACGAGGCUCACUACGAGGGUGAAAUCUUUUAUGCCCCUGUCCGCAGACGCGGCUACUGGGAGGUUGAAUUGAAGUCGGUCAAAUUCGGCAAGGAGGAGAUGAAGCUUCACAAUGUCGGUGCCGCUAUCGACACUGGUACUUCGCUCAUCGCUCUUCCAACCGAUACUGCGGAGAUCAUCAAUGCCGAGAUUGGGGCCACCAAGAGCUGGUCUGGUCAAUACACUGUCGACUGCAGUCGAAUCCCUGAGCUACCCGACUUGACCUUCAACUUCGGCGGAAAGGAAUUCACUAUCACUGGAGAGGAUUAUAUCCUUCAAGUCUCGGGCACCUGUGUCUCUGCUUUCACCGGUCUUGACAUGCCCCCCAACAUUGGUGAAUUAUGGAUCGUCGGGGACGUGUUCCUUCGCAAAUGGUACACCGUCUACGAUUGGGGUCGAGACGCUGUCGGAUUUGCCAAGGCCCGAUAAAGAAUCCAAGGAUUAUUUUCUAUGAUAAAUCCUGAAGGAGGGGUCUUAUAGAAAAGUGAUCUAACCAUUCAACAUUUGUAGUUUUUUUUUUUUUUUACUUUCU